Molecule: messenger RNA, 912 nt
Organism: Plenodomus lingam JN3
Lineage: Eukaryota; Fungi; Ascomycota; Dothideomycetes; Pleosporales; Leptosphaeriaceae
Source: RefSeq, a predicted model, not a curated record
AUGGCGCCAACUUGGAACGCGAUUUCAGAGAAGAUUGGCAAUGGCCUUGCAGCGUGCCGUGGACGCCUGUCGAGGCACAAGAUUCGCCGCAAUGGCAAGCAGGAUGCUGCGAGCGGUGGACCUCCCUUUCGCUUCCUCGAUCUGGAUCCCCAUUUACGAGAUCUAGUCUAUGAGAUCGCCGCCACGUCCGACGAGACAACUGGCCAAUCUUCAUUCCGCGCGCUGACCCAGACCUGUCGUCAGGUCAAGAUGGAGUUCCGAGCACUCUAUCUGAACAUCAAAACUUUCCCUGUCACAGAGGCGGAGGUCAUGCCUUGUCUCGAAGCUCUCUACCCAGGUUGCAUGGCAUCCAGCACCAACAAGUGCACCUUUGUCGCAAGCCUGCUGAUAUUGCAACCUACUCCCACCAUCACUCCUUACUACACGCAAAUCAGGACAUCAAACAUCUUGCCAAUCAUCACAGCUCUGACUGGAGAGUGGCCCGGCCUUAAGAUUUGCUCCACCGAGGCAUCGGGACUCCUCAACCAAGUCCUCAACAUCAUGCUCAAGCACACAGCUAACAGCGCCUCUCAACUUCGCCAUGCCUUGAAGUCUUUGACACUCGAGAUUCGAACCGGAAACAGGUAUGGGUCAGUCCACUGCGAACUCGAGCUCAACGACGACUAUGUCAAUUUCAUCCGGCGUACGAACAGCUCCACGGAGCGGGCCGAUACCUUCCGAACUGGUCAACCGGUGUGUGAUUCUCGAGUGACCAAGUUGAUCAGCUCUCUCUGCUUUGCUGGCGCGAGGAUGGCCCCGAGUCUUGUGUGGAGUCGACGGGUGCCCCGGGAGGAUCCGCUCUGCGCUGUCUGGCGGCAGGACGUCAUGCGGGUUGCGGGUGUUUGGACUCGGUUGGAUCAUAUUUGGAUGUGA